Orbicella faveolata is the source of this 12811-nucleotide messenger RNA. RefSeq lists its product as uncharacterized. Gene Ontology annotation, molecular function: DNA-binding transcription factor activity, RNA polymerase II-specific. The record is from RefSeq and is a predicted model, not a curated record. Gene Ontology annotation, cellular component: nucleus. Lineage: Eukaryota; Metazoa; Cnidaria; Anthozoa; Scleractinia; Merulinidae. Gene Ontology annotation, biological process: regulation of transcription by RNA polymerase II.
GACUGUGCGACUUACCUUGAUGAACUGUCGUUUUAGCCAGAGUUAUGAAAAUACGAUUCAGAGCUUCUUAGAGCUUCGUAUUUUCACAUUUUUGUGUAUUUUGUUAUCUUAUUUUAUUUUUACGACUACUGAUGAGCAAACUAAAAGAGUUGGGUUGCAAUAUGUACCGAAUACAUCUGAUUCCCUCGAAGCUGUUGACUUCUUUGCCUGCCCAGCUGAGAUUCCUCUUCCUUUAAAAAUUAUAAAACAGCAUCGUUUUGGCUGCUUCCUUUAGUAGCCGAGUCUCACAACACAAUGUUCAGAGCAAAACCUUAAACUUAAACCGUCCCGUUUUUGAUCAAUGCCUGUCUAUACCUUCAUUUUCAGUGACACUGCUAUGAAGAUUCGUCAGUUAGAAUUUUCUCUUGUUAUCAUUCAAUGCAUAUCAUGAUUUUGCUCCAUCAAGUUAGUUGGCGAAAUCACGUAACAAAGGGCUUUAGCAAUAAGACCAUGCCUAUUUUGUGUCUCUGUGUAGUCCCUCCUCUUUUCUAUGCAAAGUAAAGAGGAAUGUUUUUGCAAAUUUUACUUGUAAAGCAUUUGACUAGAUUAACUCUGAACACGUUUAAUUUUCGGAUUUGGGACAGUGGAGAAAGCCGUCAGUGGUGAAUAGGUCAACCUAGUUGGAUAGUGCUUGCAGUCAUUGUAUUUAUUACCCAUUACAGCUCUAAAUUUGCCAAAAUGAUCUUAUUUUUCUCGCUCUAAUUCAAACCUGGAACAACUUGAAACUUUAGGGAGGUCGCUGACUGUGUGUUAUACGGGGAAGAUGCCUUCAACUUCGGUUUUCUCACUAGAAAUUGCGCUUGGUGUACCAAAGCAAAAAAAAAAAAAAAAAAGAUUCACGACUUCAAACAUUGGUAUAGCAGAACGUUACAGAAGUUGAACUUGACUGUGAUAUCACUACAGUGACGAAGGUGCGGUGUGCCGCACCUCGUAGGAGUUUUUCUAGAAAUUUGUUGCGAGCCAAGUUGCACGAAACAAAGGAGAAAUGGGAGAGGGCUGCUGUCACAAUUCGCGGGUUCGAGUUACCACUCCAGCUGCUUGGGCAAAAAGUAAUUCUGUCAAUUUCAGUCACAAUGAUCUACAGCUAGUAUUUUAUUCGCAACAAAAAGGCUCGUCUUAUUUUGUGCAGUGACCGUUGACCAUUAAGCAUUCGUAAGUGAAUUAUUUACGAACUUCAGCGUUGAUGAAGCGUUCUUUGACCCCCAAAGUGGGAUAAAUGCAUAUCCCUUAAUCCUGUUCAAAGGCUCUUGUCAACGUUUGUCUAGGUUGCAAACUGUCCGGCCAGGCCCUAAAAGUCAAACCGGAAUAAGAACUGAUAAUGCAUGGGAUGAAAGCAUGACCGUGCAAAAGCUCGAGCGAGGAAGAAGAGAAAAAAUAAACGCUUGGUGUGAUUACAUAACUGAUGUUUAGCAUGUCGGACUCCGGAUCGAAAGUAUUGUUCAUUUUGAAUUCCGGCCGCUUUGCGUUCGCUUAUCAGGGCGGGUACUAAGAGAACUGGACAAGGUCAAUUAUUAUUUUUUUUUACUCCGCUUUUAACAAAACAUAAAUGUCGUGAAUAAGCAAGCCUGGAUGGAUAAUUUUUCUAAUUCACUUCUCAGACCUAGCGAACCAGCCAUCUGUUUGGUAAAAAUAUAUGUAUAUAAAUUUAUAUGUAUAUAAAUUUAAAUAUCCGAAACUGUUCUUGUCCUGCGAUCCGAGCAAUGCGGAUUUAGUCUAGCCAUGCCUGAAAUUCCACCCGGCCUCAAGAGUCCCCAUGGGCCCGAUGAGGAUGAGGGUGAGGGAUGCCUGAAAUUCCACCAUUGCAGAAGAGCUGUCAAACCUCGGGUUUCUGAAAGAAAAUAGAUUGACUCAAAUCAAGGUGCACCUUAUUUUGUGCCCACAGGCUUCACUGAUCGACCAGUUUGCGAACGCACGAGGUCAUCCGUCACUGCUCUGUGUGAAUGAGAUGCCAAGAUAUUUAUCAAGAAUAUCUUGGUAGUUCCCCAUUUACACUGGAGAAACCGGUUCGUCAACGGUUUGGAUGAGUUCGACCUGAUCAUAAUUUCAAGAUGGCGGUGAAGAAUUGCAAAUGGUAAGCACAGUUUUUGGGUAAAUGGUAAACAGCCCUUGUCGGUAAUAGCUUCAAACUCUGAUCAAAUAAUCCAGGCUUGGAAAAUCAUAGCAAACAAAAUUCAGACAAAAAGGUGAGAGAGCCAUUUUUCCAGUUUAUUAAGCCGCGCCUUAAGAUCACCUUGACUCGAACAACAACUUUCACUUUGGGCUUAAGCAAUAGCUCAGUCAGUCAUUUUCUUAUCAGAAAACCUUGAAUAGAACCACCCCGAUACUGAACACAGUAGAGCCACCAAAGUCAAAGGAGUGGUCGUUUUAAAUGGGCUCUUGAACAACGAAAUGGCCGACUGAACUUUCGUUCCGACCGAAAGGAAGAAGCCAUUGAAACAAGGUAGCCGCAAACCAACGAGUUACUGGGUCUUGUACAGCUGAUACCCAAAACACAAAUAGUUGUUUUGUUUUCAAUCUGGCAGUUCUACGCUAGCAACCACAGAGCUCAUUUUGGCCCUUUGAACAGGUAAAAACGUGCCUUUGCCAAUAAAAUGCUACGUUGCUGACACUUUUUGGCUGUCUAAAUGUAAAGAGCAAGGUAAACUUAGUUUUAGGUUUGUGCUUGAAAAUCUCGCAUUGCAAGCAGUCGAAACAAACUGAAAAUCAGAACACCAACAAUGUCUGGCAAUCCCGUCGUAAGUUGUUCGGCAAUGUUCGUCAGUUCGGAUAAACCCUUACUGCUCAAAAGGCAGCCGCGUCGCCAAACCAGACACUAACAUUGACACUUUGUUAUUUUAAUUAAGCGUAUUAGCAUAUGACAUGUGCGUGACAACAAUUUAAAAAGCUCUGCAAGGCUAAAAGUUUUAAUUUGUCUCGUGCAGAUCACGCAGACAUUACAAAAUCCAAACAACAAUACGCUACUAUUGAAAUAGGUAAAACACAGAUCUCAAGGGAUAACGCGGAGAUAACCUGACUGUGUACCAGCCUGAGAAUAGUUCUCUUAACACUUCAGAUAGAAGCACCACGUCAUCUAAUUUAAACUGUUUGCAAUUUCGCUCUACUUGUAAGUCCUUCUUUAGCGUUUAUUUCGGUUUGGCUCGUGGGCAAAAAGAAGGCCACGAUCUCGUGAGUAUCUUAACAAACGGAUCAGAAAUCGUUAUUUAUUCUCGAUCAUUUCUUGCGCGAAUUGAAAGACUCCCUGUGGCGAAUUUGUAAUAAUUCAUAGCGAAAGUAUUUUCCAGCGGUGACUGUUACUACUCAACAGCUGAAACAAAAAAAAAAAACAUUCUUGUUUAAAUUGAACGUAGCGUUUUCAAUACAAGAAACUGGAGAAAAAGGAAUUAAUAAAAAGUUAAAGAAUGUUUGCUGGCGAGAUCGUGUGGCAAACAAAGAAUCGGCUGGUUUUCAACUUUUGCCUGCAGGCAGCUUUCAACUGGUACCAGCUAAUUUUAACAUCCCCGAGAUCUCUGACUUUCAUAGCCACUCUGCGAUAAAUUCUUGUUUUACAGACAGCCGAGAGCGAUAAUCACAUGGCCGUAGAAUUUUUCUCCGAAUCUAAUCAGCCUCAGCAAAUAUCGUUAUUGGGUUGCCAUACACUCGGAAAUGUGUACUAUUUGAUAUGUUGGUUUCUACGCGCCGAAUUGAGACCCUGCGAAAGGUUAGUUUAAAAACAUUGUCGUAUCUAAACCAUAUGGCAGUUGUCUCGCGCUCUCUCUCUAUGGCGAAGAAGACAAAACAAACUUUUGAUUCUUAGAUGUAAUAUGUGGGCAUCCUCUACACAAUAUGCUCGACGCACUAUGUUUUCCGUUAAGAGUACGGGGAUAAUUACGUAUGUUCGACCGCUCUCGUGUUAAUAAUUUGGGUGUAUUUCCAAAAGUAAUUAAAGGAGACUUUUUUGUUUGAAUACAUUUCAUUGCGACAGACCAGUGGCGGUGAAACAACUCAACCGUUAGCAAGGCGAUAUGGUUAACUGAUCAAGCUCUCGCGGUCUAUGAAUGUUCUGUAAGUGAAAAAGAAAAACAACGAAAGAGAGAAAACUUCCCUUUCAAGACAUUAGAUGGUUCGCGUUAUGAUAGAAAGGACGGAGAGUUGUUUGGGCAAUUUGCCACUUUUCAUGAAUCAUUCAAAGCAGACCGUAGACAAUAGAACCGUCUUUUCAUGGUCACAAGUUUGUGUCUCCUUGAACCACCUGUUUAAAUUUCAGGAAACUCAAAUUCAAAGCAAGACAGUCGAAAGAAAGCUCUCCUGGCGAGUUGUAAAUACAGCCCACCAAAUACCGACCUCUUCUUGGUUUCUAUGAACGUAAUUUAUGAGUAGCCGUAAAAAUUUCCACAGUUCGUGAUCUCUCGUGCUGAAAAUCCUUUGUUAUAGUAGUCUAACAAAUGGACAAAUAGAAAAAAGUAAUUGUUUGAGAGGGCAAGGCUCAGACCGCACUACCCCAAUUUAGCGCAAGGUGCCCGACUCGAAAGUCAUUUUUUUUCAUAAAUUGUAACGGGUGAAGUAGCUAUUGAGCGAAAAAUUUUUAUUUUGUUUGUUUAGCGAGGGUAAAUUUGAAAAUGUUGGGCGUUAUUUAGUAAAAUUCCAUUCAGUUGUUGUUGUAGCAACCGCACGUGACAGUUUUACCCCUGGCUGUUUUGCCACUGAUAACCAAUGAAAGCUCCUAUCAGCUAAGUUCAUUUGAAUAUUCCUAAGACAAAACACGGCUCGUUGAGCAAGACGGAAAAGCCAUAGUGCUCAGACCUAUGCCUGCUAACUAACAUGUCGUUAUGGGCGUUAAACCUAAAUGUUAUCUCGCUUGGUAAAUCGAGUGCCUUAUUAUCGUCUUCAACGCAAGGCGUUCUCUUCAAGGCAAACCAAGGCUGUGGAGGAAACAAAAGAAACAUGGACAAUAGACUAAGGAGGGAGCAAUGAACGAUACAAUUUGCCAGAAUGGUGUUUCAAGUUCUCAUUCGUCGAGUUACGGGCAUCACGCAAGCAUGCCAAACAUUCCCACAAAACGGGAUGAGCUACAUGGCUGCUGUUCGUCGGGUUCACCCAACCAGCCAUCUGUACCUUACGAACCUGUGUCUGAUCACAGCGCGGAGAAGGAAAACGAGAGAUUUCAGUGCAGAGCAGUUCUUCUAAAAUUGCUGCAACCGCCUGGUUCUUCAGUGCUGCAUGCUCAACAUAACAGCUGUUCUUUAGCGUGUCAACAAACAGAAAAGACGUUAUUAAAACCCGAUUUGUGUGUCUCACACUGUUUGCAACACGUGGGCAGCCAACAGGCUUCUCGAAACUCUGUGGACAUAGACAGGGAAGUAAAUGAGGAAUGGACUCAAAAAACUCGGCAAUGCAAUGAAAACCUUUCAAGAAAGGACAGCAACAGAUCGAGUUUACUUCCUAUAACGGUUCGGUGUCAAAGCUGUGAGGCAAGAGUGCGACCAUCUUAUUCCGAAGAAUUACAAUCGCGCACAGAUCGCUGCCAAUAUUUUCCAGAAGAUCGCCAACAAUAUUUCAAUGGACAUGCUUGUUUUCGGAAAAACACUUGCGAUACAAAGCGGGCUCCGUAUAUUGCAGUGCAAAUAAAUAGGAAAGUACAAAGGAAAGACGAGGAGAGCCCUCAACAGAUGUGCCCGCCCACCUGGAGUUACAAGGGUUGCGAUUCUUCGAUGUGUCAGCUCUCACCUUCUAACCAAACAUUAGACAAGAGACAUCCAGAAAGGGGUUGUACAGGUGCUAGCAAACGCACUAUUUUACAGAACACGGAGAGAUUACCAGAUCAUUUUUGUGCAUCAGCUGAAAGUGGAAAAGACUCAUUCUACCAAAUUGACAAAAGAACUCGUCAGGAUCCUUCUCCGAGCAUGCAAGAGAAACUGGAAGAUCAUAAACUGAACUCGUCGUCUUCUUAUUCCAUGAGUUCACCAGAAAGUAAUCGCCCUGACCCUUUUUGUCUCUCGGGCGAAUGGAGCUCGCCAGUUGUAAGAACUGCAAAUGGGCAGGGACAUCACCGUGAGGAAAGGAACGUUAUAUUGGAAACAACUUCAGAAAGCGACAACCAAACUGUUCCCCAUUCUCCAAAUGAAAGCUCGCCCGUGAUAGAGAACCAGAGUGACGAGUGCACCCCGGUUAUUGUACAAUGCUACAGUCUUUCAACUGCAAGUCCUACUUUUAAACGUUCAUCGAUGAGCGAUUCCCAGUUCAUGAAUAGACAGAAACAAGACGCAAGUGUCAACAUUCGCAACGAUGAAGUGCCAACGGUACCAGUGAGUCAUUCUCCGCGCAGUUCAUACCAACAGCAUUCUCCAAGAAGCCUGAAAUCUGCCAGCCGUGUGCAAAAUAACGAAGAGUUUGAGUACGAUUCACCGGCUCCCAGUCCGAGAAACAUGGCAAAUCUGCAUAGCCACAAUUUCCCAACACAACCAAACCACACGGCAGACGAAUCAUCAACUUUCAAGCUUGGUGUUGGUGAUGAAGAAAACCAAACUCGCAGCGCCGUGUUACCAGGACCGUUCCACAAAAGUAGCGCCAUUCCUGCAGGAAUUCCUUGUCUAAAUUGCCAAGCAGGUCAGCAUGCGUCGAGGCGACAUCAUUAUCUUUACAACGACCCGUGGACCGAGCCACACGUACGUUCCUCACAGAGUGUUUCCCACCAAAAGAAUCGUUGUCCACCGGACUUGCACGUUGGUCAUGAAUCAGGGGGUACGUUUCCCAACUGGCACACCAGACAAGUUCCAAACGAGAGUAGGCCGACCUUAAAAAUUCACGACUACUACGAGGAGAGACGAAUUCUAGUUGGGAAGGUUUAUCAAGACAUUCCUGACUCAGUAGAGAGUCCUCACCGUAAUCGGACGUCGACCUCUCCACAUGUCCGUAUGAGACAAUUGUACCAAAAUGAUCGCUGCCAGAGUCCUAGAGAAAGCGCUGAGAUAUUCCAUGCACAAGCUGGGGAGGAAAGCUCCACACAAAUUUGCGCUCGUCAACGGGAAAUUGCUGUUGGAAGUAGAAAGCGAAAAAGCCGACAACCACGUCCUCAAAGAGUAAACACAAACGACCCCGCUUUGACAAGAAAACAAUAUCAGCACCCAAUUCAACAUGCUGACGGUCGACAAGAAGUGUCCUUUAGCCACAACAAUUUCCAUCAUCAUGCAAGUUCUCCUUUCCAACCCGACGCAUCAUUGUCUAAAGAGGCACAUCGCAAAGGAAGAAAAGACGUUGAAGUUUGUGGUAAUGAGAGUGAGAGAUGCUCAUUUGAACCUAUCCAUGAGACCACAGAACAACAUGAGUGGUUAACAAGGCGCAAUGAUCGUGUUUUGGAGAGCAACUCAGCAAGACCAAACUUUUGCAGAAAUGGAAUUCGUUCAGAAACGUUCUCACCAUGGCGUCCCUUAUUUCAUGAUAAAAGAGCCAAUAAAUUCCGCACUGUGGACAGGAGUGAACAAUUUUUUGUGUACCCAAGAGGCCCAGUUCCAUCAUCUUAUGCACCUGUUGACAGGCACGGCCGGGCAAAUCACGGUCCACAUGAAUAUCAAAUGAAUUCAUAUUACCAAACUAGGACCCCGCACCAGUACUUUGCAUAUUCAAAUGGAGAUGUCAUGGAGCAUCCCUUUGACUCAAGCCCAGAUGGGAAUGCUGCAACUGAACGGUAUCAGCACGUUCCCACAGGGAAGAGAACUCCAGAAAACCGCAUUGCAACCGGGUCUCGUUAUGACAGUACUCAGAAGAGUUAUUCGCCCCGAAUCCUAGCGGGCUACUCUGGCCCACCAGAACGAAGUAUGCCCACUGACGGAAGUGCGACUUCGCACUUUGAAAGAAAUUCCGAGUCUUCGUGGAAUGUUCGAGGGGUUCCUGUUCAUGGUGAACACCGGGGCAACAGCCAUUUCUAUCAUGCUCUUCCAUCGAGGAGUAAAUCGCCACGCAUCAGCUCGGAAGAACAAUCAUCACUACCUAAUGACCACGGAUGUGUCUCCAGCACCACCGUGGACGACGGGGCUGACCUUCACGGCAGUGAUGACGGCGACAGACCAUUCCAGGCCGUACAAGCCUCUGCCACCACAGAUGGAACAGAUAGACCAGCGAAAGAGCAAGAGAACCGAGAUUUGUUUCUGCGCACAGGAGAAGUGUGGGCAAACCACGUGACACCUACCGUAAAGGAAAGAAAAUUCGUUUGCCGAUACUGCAGCAAAAAAUUCGCGCACUUCUCCACUCUUCAAAAUCACCUCCGGACACACACAGGUGACAAGCCUUUUCAGUGCAAGUUUUGCAGCCGCAGAUUUGCCCAAUCGGGAGUCUUAAAGGCACACCUACGAACACACACGGGUGAUAAACCAUUCGCUUGCAUGUACUGCGGAAAGGUGUUUGCUCAGAGCACAACGUUAACAAACCAUCUCAGAACUCACACUGGCCAAAAGCCGUACGUCUGCCAGUUUUGCGGUAAAUCGUUCUCCCAGCCGUCUACGCUCAGAAAACACGAACUCUCCCACACCAAAGAAAGACCGUAUCCAUGUAAGUUCUGUGGAAAAGCGUUCGCCCAACAGUCAACCCUGACCAAUCAUUUGCGCUCUCAUACGGGUCAACGGCCUUACAAGUGCCACUUCUGCGACAAGAGCUUUGCCCAGCUGAGUACGUUGGAUCGUCAUCUAAGACUCCACUCCAGCGUGAGUCUCAAGCCCUAUCAAUGCCGACAUUGCAGUAAAAGUUUCAGCUACUUCUCAAAUUUAUCGUCUCACAUGCAGAAUCACGAACAAGAACAAGGUGAUACUUUAAGUCUCGUUAGCACCCAAUAUCGAAUUCUAUUGAGUCCAUUUGUAUCAAUCAUUACUAAGGAGGGAGCAAUGAACGAUACAAUUUGCCAGAAUGGUGUUUCAAGUUCUCAUUCGUCGAGUUACGGGCAUCACGCAAGCAUGCCAAACAUUCCCACAAAACGGGAUGAGCUACAUGGCUGCUGUUCGUCGGGUUCACCCAACCAGCCAUCUGUACCUUACGAACCUGUGUCUGAUCACAGCGCGGAGAAGGAAAACGAGAGAUUUCAGUGCAGAGCAGUUCUUCUAAAAUUGCUGCAACCGCCUGGUUCUUCAGUGCUGCAUGCUCAACAUAACAGCUGUUCUUUAGCGUGUCAACAAACAGAAAAGACGUUAUUAAAACCCGAUUUGUGUGUCUCACACUGUUUGCAACACGUGGGCAGCCAACAGGCUUCUCGAAACUCUGUGGACAUAGACAGGGAAGUAAAUGAGGAAUGGACUCAAAAAACUCGGCAAUGCAAUGAAAACCUUUCAAGAAAGGACAGCAACAGAUCGAGUUUACUUCCUAUAACGGUUCGGUGUCAAAGCUGUGAGGCAAGAGUGCGACCAUCUUAUUCCGAAGAAUUACAAUCGCGCACAGAUCGCUGCCAAUAUUUUCCAGAAGAUCGCCAACAAUAUUUCAAUGGACAUGCUUGUUUUCGGAAAAACACUUGCGAUACAAAGCGGGCUCCGUAUAUUGCAGUGCAAAUAAAUAGGAAAGUACAAAGGAAAGACGAGGAGAGCCCUCAACAGAUGUGCCCGCCCACCUGGAGUUACAAGGGUUGCGAUUCUUCGAUGUGUCAGCUCUCACCUUCUAACCAAACAUUAGACAAGAGACAUCCAGAAAGGGGUUGUACAGGUGCUAGCAAACGCACUAUUUUACAGAACACGGAGAGAUUACCAGAUCAUUUUUGUGCAUCAGCUGAAAGUGGAAAAGACUCAUUCUACCAAAUUGACAAAAGAACUCGUCAGGAUCCUUCUCCGAGCAUGCAAGAGAAACUGGAAGAUCAUAAACUGAACUCGUCGUCUUCUUAUUCCAUGAGUUCACCAGAAAGUAAUCGCCCUGACCCUUUUUGUCUCUCGGGCGAAUGGAGCUCGCCAGUUGUAAGAACUGCAAAUGGGCAGGGACAUCACCGUGAGGAAAGGAACGUUAUAUUGGAAACAACUUCAGAAAGCGACAACCAAACUGUUCCCCAUUCUCCAAAUGAAAGCUCGCCCGUGAUAGAGAACCAGAGUGACGAGUGCACCCCGGUUAUUGUACAAUGCUACAGUCUUUCAACUGCAAGUCCUACUUUUAAACGUUCAUCGAUGAGCGAUUCCCAGUUCAUGAAUAGACAGAAACAAGACGCAAGUGUCAACAUUCGCAACGAUGAAGUGCCAACGGUACCAGUGAGUCAUUCUCCGCGCAGUUCAUACCAACAGCAUUCUCCAAGAAGCCUGAAAUCUGCCAGCCGUGUGCAAAAUAACGAAGAGUUUGAGUACGAUUCACCGGCUCCCAGUCCGAGAAACAUGGCAAAUCUGCAUAGCCACAAUUUCCCAACACAACCAAACCACACGGCAGACGAAUCAUCAACUUUCAAGCUUGGUGUUGGUGAUGAAGAAAACCAAACUCGCAGCGCCGUGUUACCAGGACCGUUCCACAAAAGUAGCGCCAUUCCUGCAGGAAUUCCUUGUCUAAAUUGCCAAGCAGGUCAGCAUGCGUCGAGGCGACAUCAUUAUCUUUACAACGACCCGUGGACCGAGCCACACGUACGUUCCUCACAGAGUGUUUCCCACCAAAAGAAUCGUUGUCCACCGGACUUGCACGUUGGUCAUGAAUCAGGGGGUACGUUUCCCAACUGGCACACCAGACAAGUUCCAAACGAGAGUAGGCCGACCUUAAAAAUUCACGACUACUACGAGGAGAGACGAAUUCUAGUUGGGAAGGUUUAUCAAGACAUUCCUGACUCAGUAGAGAGUCCUCACCGUAAUCGGACGUCGACCUCUCCACAUGUCCGUAUGAGACAAUUGUACCAAAAUGAUCGCUGCCAGAGUCCUAGAGAAAGCGCUGAGAUAUUCCAUGCACAAGCUGGGGAGGAAAGCUCCACACAAAUUUGCGCUCGUCAACGGGAAAUUGCUGUUGGAAGUAGAAAGCGAAAAAGCCGACAACCACGUCCUCAAAGAGUAAACACAAACGACCCCGCUUUGACAAGAAAACAAUAUCAGCACCCAAUUCAACAUGCUGACGGUCGACAAGAAGUGUCCUUUAGCCACAACAAUUUCCAUCAUCAUGCAAGUUCUCCUUUCCAACCCGACGCAUCAUUGUCUAAAGAGGCACAUCGCAAAGGAAGAAAAGACGUUGAAGUUUGUGGUAAUGAGAGUGAGAGAUGCUCAUUUGAACCUAUCCAUGAGACCACAGAACAACAUGAGUGGUUAACAAGGCGCAAUGAUCGUGUUUUGGAGAGCAACUCAGCAAGACCAAACUUUUGCAGAAAUGGAAUUCGUUCAGAAACGUUCUCACCAUGGCGUCCCUUAUUUCAUGAUAAAAGAGCCAAUAAAUUCCGCACUGUGGACAGGAGUGAACAAUUUUUUGUGUACCCAAGAGGCCCAGUUCCAUCAUCUUAUGCACCUGUUGACAGGCACGGCCGGGCAAAUCACGGUCCACAUGAAUAUCAAAUGAAUUCAUAUUACCAAACUAGGACCCCGCACCAGUACUUUGCAUAUUCAAAUGGAGAUGUCAUGGAGCAUCCCUUUGACUCAAGCCCAGAUGGGAAUGCUGCAACUGAACGGUAUCAGCACGUUCCCACAGGGAAGAGAACUCCAGAAAACCGCAUUGCAACCGGGUCUCGUUAUGACAGUACUCAGAAGAGUUAUUCGCCCCGAAUCCUAGCGGGCUACUCUGGCCCACCAGAACGAAGUAUGCCCACUGACGGAAGUGCGACUUCGCACUUUGAAAGAAAUUCCGAGUCUUCGUGGAAUGUUCGAGGGGUUCCUGUUCAUGGUGAACACCGGGGCAACAGCCAUUUCUAUCAUGCUCUUCCAUCGAGGAGUAAAUCGCCACGCAUCAGCUCGGAAGAACAAUCAUCACUACCUAAUGACCACGGAUGUGUCUCCAGCACCACCGUGGACGACGGGGCUGACCUUCACGGCAGUGAUGACGGCGACAGACCAUUCCAGGCCGUACAAGCCUCUGCCACCACAGAUGGAACAGAUAGACCAGCGAAAGAGCAAGAGAACCGAGAUUUGUUUCUGCGCACAGGAGAAGUGUGGGCAAACCACGUGACACCUACCGUAAAGGAAAGAAAAUUCGUUUGCCGAUACUGCAGCAAAAAAUUCGCGCACUUCUCCACUCUUCAAAAUCACCUCCGGACACACACAGGUGACAAGCCUUUUCAGUGCAAGUUUUGCAGCCGCAGAUUUGCCCAAUCGGGAGUCUUAAAGGCACACCUACGAACACACACGGGUGAUAAACCAUUCGCUUGCAUGUACUGCGGAAAGGUGUUUGCUCAGAGCACAACGUUAACAAACCAUCUCAGAACUCACACUGGCCAAAAGCCGUACGUCUGCCAGUUUUGCGGUAAAUCGUUCUCCCAGCCGUCUACGCUCAGAAAACACGAACUCUCCCACACCAAAGAAAGACCGUAUCCAUGUAAGUUCUGUGGAAAAGCGUUCGCCCAACAGUCAACCCUGACCAAUCAUUUGCGCUCUCAUACGGGUCAACGGCCUUACAAGUGCCACUUCUGCGACAAGAGCUUUGCCCAGCUGAGUACGUUGGAUCGUCAUCUAAGACUCCACUCCAGCGUGAGUCUCAAGCCCUAUCAAUGCCGACAUUGCAGUAAAAGUUUCAGCUACUUCUCAAAUUUAUCGUCUCACAUGCAGAAUCACGAACAAGAACAAGGUGAUACUUAAGAUAUGUUUCCGUUUCGAUAGUUUUGUUCCUGAUUGCUGUCACUUACGACCCGUGAUUUGGAGCUAGCAAGCAUUUCAAAAAUGCUUUC